Carcharodon carcharias (great white shark) is the source of this 3204-nucleotide messenger RNA. It is a transcript of the gene adck2, whose product is annotated as aarF domain containing kinase 2. The transcript is spliced from 9 exons. Gene Ontology annotation, cellular component: mitochondrion. The record is from RefSeq and is a predicted model, not a curated record. Bases 693 to 2687 code for a protein of 664 amino acids. NCBI's taxonomy places the organism in Eukaryota, Metazoa, Chordata, Chondrichthyes, Lamniformes, Lamnidae.
GCAGUACCAUCCCUAGGCAUGAGGUAAUUUGUUUGGCGGAUGCUGUUUGUGUCAAGGAGAGAGCGAAAGACACAGAGAAAGAGAAUUGGGGAGACAGACGGACAGUGAGCGAGCGAAUGAGGGGAAACAGACAGUGGGUGAGAGAGGGGGAAGGAGAGACAGACAGAGAGAGGAGGGAGAGGAGAGGGAGAGAGACGGGGAGGUGUGUCUGUGAAGGAGGAUAGGUAAAACCAGUCAAGAGAGAGUUCCUGCUCUGGCUGACAGUGAGGAAGGAUCAGAGGGAGGAGCGGUGCAUUAAGGCCGAAGCACAACCAUAGCAACCGUCCUGAGGGAGGGGGUUGGCCGCAAUGAGAAAUAAACUGCUGAUAACGCAGCAGCCUAGAUGAAUCGUAACCUGUGGUUUGUCAAAUAACAGCUUCGGUGCUCAAUUCAUUCAGGUGGAAUAUCACCAGAACAUCUCGCUGAGGCCUUCCUGAUCCUGUGAAUCUCCUUUAAUAUCUCUUAGGAAUGAAUGGAUUGGCUGCUGGAAGUCUUGAGGCUACAAUUUUAAACGCUAUUGAUGGAUUACAUGAUAAAAUAGCAAUUUGAAGAGCUGCCGUUGGAUCAUAUGGAAAUCAGGGACAAAAAAUAGUGCUUGUUGGGUGUCCAACCUCAAUAUUUAUAAAUCUUGUUGGCCACAUAGUUCCUCUAGAAUGGCAACCUUUCUCUUUAGUUGUAGGAUAUCUCCAACAAUGUUCAGACCCAUACUGAGAGCCACUGUCUCGAUAUCACGCAGUCCUGCAUUGAAAAUAUCUUUCAGGGUGAAGAAAUUACCCAAGCUUACUUUUGCUUGUCUAGGUCUCGGAGUUUCGUCAGUUGCAAACUCCCAGAAGAUGGUCACCGUGGAGGCAAAAGUGCUACACUGGCCAAAUUCAGGGGCUGCACACUCAUUUUUGAAAGAUCUAUUCUGGAAGCUACGUUUCACUUUCCAUGUGGCUAUCCGAGCUGUGAUCCUGCUGUUGAGGUUUGGUCCUUUGUUGCUGCUGUAUCCAGUUUGUUUUACGUCUUCCAGUUUUGCUUUGCUCUGGUGUGAUUUGCUAUUGAGAUCCAUAGAGGCUGCAGGCCCUACUUUCAUUAAACUGGGUCAGUGGUUCAGCACCAGAAGAGACCUCUUCUCAGUGGAGUUCUGUGAUAAACUCUCCAGACUACAUGCCCACGUCACGCCGCACCCUUGGGACUACACUGAGUAUUGUAUGAAAAGGGCCUUUGGAGAGGGCUGGAGGAACAUAUUUCAGAUUGAAAAUAAGGAACCAAUCCGAUCAGGCUGCAUUGCUCAGGUCUAUAGAGCUUACAGUGAUCCAAGGAACAUUAAUAACUCUGAAUUUCAGAAACUUGCAGAAAGCUUUGAAAAAGCGGACCAAUUUGAAGCCUGGGAAGUGUUUGGGCUUCGGGGGAUGUUUCAUUAUAUGUUUGGUAAAAAACAGAAUGUGUUUCCAGAUCAGAUCAAUGAAGUUAGCCAUCAUGAUCCCAAAAAUGGGCCUGAAACUGUUGGGGAAUUCAUUGGGAUGCCAGAACUGGAGGAUGGAAAGGCAACCCUUCAUCCUGAAUCAGCAGUACAGCAGCACCAUCUCAUUACAGUGGCUAUCAAGGUGAUGCAUCCUGGGAUAGCACAUCGAGUCAACAUGGAUCUGAUGCUGAUGAAAGCAGCAAGCUGGGUUCUCAAUCUUCUGCCAGGUCUGAAGUGGCUGAGCUUGACUGAAGUACUGGGAGAGUUUGAAAAGCUCAUGACACAACUGAUUGACCUGAGAUACGAGGCAAAGAAUAUGGAGAGAUUCCGAGAGAAUUUUCAGGAUAUGGAAUCUGUCAAGUUUCCAAUACCUCUCAGGCCAUUUGUCACAAGAACAAUUCUGGUUGAAACCUUUGAGGAGAGUGAACCCAUCUCGAUGUACUUGACAAAGGAUUUACCUAACAUGUUGAAGCAGAGGUUGGCAAGAGUCGGGCUGGAAAUGCUGCUGAAGAUGGUAUUUGUGGAUAACUUUAUUCAUGGAGACCUUCACCCUGGAAAUAUCCUCAUCCGGGGGGCUGAUCAGUUCAACCUACAAAAUGAUGACAAGACAACCAUUGUAGACUUAUGCGAUACACUCAUUGUUAACGUGCAUUCAUCCCAAUGUCCAUUAAAGCUUAUUGUUUUAGAUACUGGCAUUGUUACUGAACUCCAACCAUCUGACUUACAUAAUUUCAAGGCUAUCUUCACUGCUGUAAUUGAAGGGCAGGGUGAACAGGUUGCAGAAUUACUGCUGACCCAGGCCAGAACCAGUGAAUGCCGGGACAUACAACUGUUGAAAUCUGAAAUAGAAAAGCUCUUCAGCGAAGCCAAGAUGAGGACAGGUUCUCUGGGAGAGCUCCAUAUUGCAAGUUUACUAUCUCAGGUUUUGGAGACACUCCUUGUACACAAGGUCAAGGUGCAAAGUAACUUUGCCUCCAUCAUCUUUGCCUUCAUAGUCUUGGAGGGCCUCAGUCGUUCUCUGGAUCCCAGGCUGGACUUAUUGGAAGUGGCUAGACCUUUGCUACUGAAGAACGCCACAGAUUAUACCGACAGACCUGUCCUGAGAGAACAUGGAAUGUCGCACUGGAAAAGGUGUCAUGGCCUUCUUCAAGGAGACGCAUUUGAAAGGAAGAUUGGACAGAUGCAAAAGACCGAACUUUAAUCUUCUGUGGUUGCAGAGACAAAAGACUGAUUACCAUGUCUGAACAAGGAUCUAAAAUUCGUCUCUUGUUAAUUCAUAUCUCAGAAUGUAUAAAAUGGUCAGAGAUCAAAGAAAACCGACUCUGGCGGAAAGACAUAGCUUUUAUUCCUUGCAGGAAUACACAGAGAAAAAUGGGUUAAAAAGCUAGCUGCAGAGCAGUGCUAAGUGCUGUAAGAGUGACAGCACAAGAAGACCAACCAGUCACCCCUGCAAUCGCAGGCAAAGUCUCUCUCUCUCCCUCCCUCUGUUGCUGGAGGCAAGGACAGCUUCUUCAGCCAACCUGCAGAACCAAGGGUCUCCAAACUGUCAAACCACCAAUCGCUACUGGAAUCACCCAACUUAAUGGUUGCAAAGUUUCACCAUCCAAGCCUCACGGACAAGUCAAAGAAGGAUUGGUUUAUCUUUUUAAAUUUUUAUUUGGACUCUUAACUUCUCAUUUCUCAUCUGUGUGUAUGUUUGUUGCAUUUUUUAUUAUUUU